GUGCUGGCAAGCAGAGAAAGCGAGGGUAGUAGCAAAGGCGCGCCCUCACCCGAUUGCCACCAAAUAUCCAAGGAAGCGCACGGCCGUGCGUGGGAAGCAGAGUUAGAGCUGGUGCGCAUCGCAGGUACAACUGCGGAAUCCACUCGUACUCCGGUAGAGAGCUGCAGAGCGUGAGCGAGAAGAGGGGCAAAAGAAGGAGUAGGAGGAGAAGAAGAGGCGGAAUUUGCACUCUCGAAAUACCUUCUGAUAAAACUGAAGAGAGCCUGUGCAGCAACAGCAGGACGUGGGGGAGGCAUCGGUGUGAAGAAGGGACGGGAGUUGCGCCUUCCUUAAGUUGCGUUUUCAGCCUCCUCCGGACAGCCACGACCCAGCAGAAAUAAACAGCGCGGAAAACAGCCGGAGAUCUGUCGUGUGUGUCCUAUAUGUGUGGAGAUGGAGAACCCACAUACCAAAUCGACAUCCGAAGUUCUCGAUUUCUUCGGGGUAAAUGAAAACCAUGGACUGUCACCUGAGCAGGUCAAGCGGCACCUGGAGAAAUUCGGUCCAAACGAGCUGCCAGCAGAAGAAGGAAAGUCUCUAUGGGACCUUGUGGUUGAGCAGUUUGAAGACUUGCUGGUGCGGAUUCUUCUCCUUGCAGCAUGUGUUUCAUUUGUCUUGGCUUUGUUUGAAGAAGGUGAGGAGAGCACAACUGCUUUUGUGGAGCCUAUUGUCAUUCUGCUCAUUCUCAUAGCAAAUGCUGUCAUCGGUGUGUGGCAGGAACGCAAUGCAGAGAAUGCCAUUGAAGCAUUGAAAGAAUAUGAGCCAGAAAUGGGAAAGGUCUUCCGCAUGGACCGCAAAGCUGUCCAGAGGAUCAAGGCCAAGGACAUUGUGCCAGGGGACAUUGUAGAAGUUGCAGUGGGUGAUAAAGUCCCAGCUGACAUCCGAAUUACGUCUAUCAAGUCUACCACCCUGCGUGUGGAUCAGUCCAUACUCACCGGUGAAUCAGUCUCAGUAAUUAAACACACAGACCCAGUUCCUGAUCCCAGAGCUGUCAAUCAAGAUAAGAAAAACAUGUUGUUCUCAGGUACCAACAUUGCUGCUGGGAAGGCUAUUGGGGUAGUGGUAGCAACAGGAGUUUCAACAGAGAUUGGCAAAAUCCGCAACCAGAUGGCUAGUACAGAGCAGGAGAAGACACCGCUACAGCAGAAACUUGAUGAGUUUGGGGAGCAGUUGUCAAAGGUCAUCUCUUUAAUCUGUGUGGCUGUUUGGGUCAUUAACAUUGGCCACUUCAAUGAUCCUGUUCAUGGAGGCUCGUGGAUUCGUGGUGCCAUCUAUUACUUUAAGAUCGCCGUUGCAUUGGCAGUUGCUGCCAUCCCAGAAGGGCUACCAGCUGUCAUCACAACAUGCUUGGCUUUGGGCACACGUAGAAUGGCUAAGAAGAAUGCCAUUGUCCGAAGUCUGCCAUCUGUGGAGACUCUUGGAUGUACCUCGAUCAUUUGCUCCGACAAGACCGGGACCCUCACAACAAAUCAGAUGUCUGUAUGCAGAAUGUUUGUUGUGAACAAAGCAGAAGGUACAACUUGCAGCCUGCAUGAAUUCACUAUUACUGGAUCCACCUACGCACCUGAAGGACAAGUGAUGCAGGAAGACCGGGUGGUACGCUGUGGAGAUUACGAUGGUCUUGUGGAGCUUGCGACAAUCUGCAGCCUGUGUAAUGACUCGUCACUGGAUUUUAAUGAGGCCAAGGGAGUUUAUGAGAAGGUCGGUGAAGCAACUGAAACUGCUUUGACCACACUGGUGGAGAAGAUGAAUGUUUUUGGAACAGACCUCAGCAAUCUUUCAAAAGUAGAGCGAGCUGGUGCCUGCAAUGCUGUGAUCAGGCAGCUGAUGAAGAAGGACUUUACUCUGGAGUUCUCUCGGGACAGGAAAUCCAUGUCUGUAUAUUGCACCCAGUCUAAACCUGGCUUAGGGAGCAAGAUGUUUGUGAAGGGUGCCCCUGAAAGUGUAAUUGAGCGCUGCAACUACCUCCGAAUAGGAAACAACAAAGUCGCACUGACUGAUUCACUUCGGGAGCAGCUGAUGGGAGUGAUCAAGGACUGGGGGACCGGAUCAGACACCCUGCGUUGCCUCGCCCUUGCUACCCGUGAUAUUCCACCCAAGAAAGAGGAAAUGGAUCUUGAGAACUCUGCCAAGUUUGCUCAGUAUGAGACCAACUUAACUUUUGUGGGCUGUGUGGGCAUGCUGGAUCCUCCACGCAAGGAAGUAAUGGGGUCCAUAUCACUGUGUGCUGAGGCUGGCAUCCGCGUCAUUAUGAUCACUGGAGACAACAAGGGAACUGCUGUAGCAAUCUGUCGGCGCAUAGGAAUUUUCACAGAGAAAGAGGAUGUAACUGGGAAGGCCUUCACUGGACGUGAGUUUGAUGACUUGUCUCCAGAGAUGCAGAAAGAAGCCUGCAAAUACGCUCGCUGCUUUGCACGUGUCGAGCCAGCACAUAAAUCAAAGAUCGUAGAGUAUCUACAGUCCUUUGAUGAAAUUACAGCCAUGACCGGCGAUGGUGUAAAUGAUGCCCCAGCGCUGAAGAAAGCUGAGAUUGGAAUUGCCAUGGGCUCAGGAACAGCAGUGGCCAAAUCAGCUUCUGAGAUGGUGCUAUCUGAUGAUAACUUCUCCACCAUAGUGGCAGCAGUGGAGGAAGGCAGGGCUAUCUACAACAACAUGAAACAGUUCAUCCGCUAUCUUAUCUCAUCCAACGUUGGUGAAGUGGUUUGUAUCUUCAUGACAGCGAUUCUUGGCCUUCCGGAAGCUCUCAUUCCUGUCCAGCUGCUAUGGGUGAACCUUGUGACAGAUGGCCUCCCUGCCACAGCCCUGGGUUUUAAUCCUCCUGACUUGGACAUCAUGAACAAGCCACCACGCAAUCCUAAGGAGCCUCUCAUUAGUGGAUGGCUUUUCUUUCGCUACCUAGCCAUUGGAGGAUAUGUUGGCUUAGGAACUGUUGGCGCAGCUAUGUGGUGGUUCUUAUUUGAUGAAGAAGGACCACAGGUCUCCUUCUAUCAGCUGAGACAGUUCAUGCAGUGCACAGAAGACAACCCAGUGUUUGCAGGAAUUGAUUGUGAGAUUUUCGAAUCACGCUACCCAACGACUAUGGCCCUGUCAGUUCUGGUCACAAUAGAGAUGUUUAAUGCUCUCAAUAGCUUAUCUGAGAAUCAAUCCCUGCUGAGAAUGCCACCAUGGGUGAACUUUUGGUUGCUGGGGGCCAUCAUCCUGUCAAUGUCCCUGCACUUCCUCAUCCUCUACAUUGAACCACUACCUCUAAUAUUCCAGGUGACACCCCUGAGCUGGCCCCAGUGGGUUAUGGUGUUGAAGCUCUCCUUUCCUGUGAUCCUGCUUGAUGAAGGUCUUAAGUAUAUCUCCCGUCACUAUCUGGAAGAAGAAGAAGAUAAGAAGUACAUCCGGAGGAGGCAGCUGAAGUUCUGACCAUGUGAACCAUUACUUGAUAAUAAAGCUGACGUCUUGCUUGAUCGACCACCCGUAACAGCCAGCAAGACCUGCAUGCAUUAGAUCAUGCAUCGAUGGAUAACAGACGGACUGCACAAUUUACUGAUGACUUGUAGCUUUUUUUUCUGUACAUAUUAGUGCAAUAACUGGACCAGAGUGUAGACAAGAGUGAGGGCCGAGAGCGAGAGGCUGUGCAUUGGGAGACAGACUCACUAACAGAAAAUCCAUUUUUUUUGGGCCAACAUCAUGGAGCACAGAAAUUUCAGAUGGGAGAUUACAGGACAGGGAAAGAGGCCGUAAUGAGUUAGAUAGAAAUCUGCCUAAAAAAUCAUGUCUGCCUUCAGUGUGGCUCGCUCUGCUUUGGUUUGGUUCCCUCGGCUGCUGGCGGGGGACUGAAAACUCGUCUUCUUGCCUCUCUUUGUGUUCCAGUUGCAAGUUUGUUCAAAAUCUUUUUGAAGAAAACGAAGUGAAAUAUAUUAUGGGGAGCUGUGGGAAUACCUGCUUACUUAAAUGUGGCAUUGCGGGGGGGAUAAAAAAAAAAAAAACAACAAAAAGAAGCUUAUUAACCCUCCAGUGAUCUCUUGCAAGAUGGUCUGGCUUCAGUUUUGGAAUCUGUGUCCUUCCUAAGUUUUUUCCAGACAAUGUUUGCCAUUCCUGCUGUGACCUAUGUAUGCCAAUGGUUAAAACUUGAUCCUGACAUUUUAUUGUUUAAUACACUUUGACCUGUAAAAGGAUGUUAUUAUUAAAGGGAACUUUAUAAAGGGCUGAACAUGCACAAGCCUGUUGCCAUGCUA
Polypterus senegalus (gray bichir) is the source of this 4265-nucleotide messenger RNA. It is a transcript of the gene atp2a3, whose product is annotated as ATPase sarcoplasmic/endoplasmic reticulum Ca2+ transporting 3. The transcript is spliced from 21 exons. The coding region runs from base 433 to 3450 and encodes 1005 amino acids. The record is from RefSeq and is a predicted model, not a curated record. Gene Ontology annotation, molecular function: P-type calcium transporter activity; ATP binding; ATP hydrolysis activity. Gene Ontology annotation, cellular component: membrane. Lineage: Eukaryota; Metazoa; Chordata; Cladistia; Polypteriformes; Polypteridae. Gene Ontology annotation, biological process: intracellular calcium ion homeostasis; calcium ion transmembrane transport.